Messenger RNA from Cylicocyclus nassatus, 2183 nucleotides. Lineage: Eukaryota; Metazoa; Nematoda; Chromadorea; Rhabditida; Strongylidae. The record is from the annotation of a GenBank genome assembly.
AUGACCGUUUCGGUGCUUUUGCGCCGCGGAUCACGUAGUUUACGUCAAGUGCUUCCUGAUUUUUGCGCUAUUCCGGGGCAGUAUCGUUUUAAUCAGUUACAACAAGUGCCAACAUGUAUUCCGCUUAUCGCAAGACGCUUAUCACCUGUUGGGCAUUUUGCUUGUCGAUUUCUCUCUCGCCAUUCGAUCGUUCGUCGUCGUCACGGCAGCUCCUGUGUUGUAAAGCCAUUUUGCCUGGAUAUAACAAUGGGCGAAGAAAACGCCACAACGGCUACGGAAACACCGACGGCAACAGCCAGCACACAACUUGAUCCAGAUCCGGAUACGAUAAAAAUGUUUGUUGGACAGAUUCCACGCCACUGGAAUGAGCCUGAUUGUCGGAAACUUUUCGAGAAGUACGGUCCAGUAUUCUCACUGAACAUCCUACGAGAUCGCCAGACACAAGUCAGCAGAGGCUGUUGCUUCGUCACAUUUUAUCAUCGAAAGGACGCAAUCGCAGCUCAAAGCGCUUUGCAUAACAUAGAAAUCAUUGAUGGUAUGCAUCACCCCGUUCAGAUGAAACCGGCUGAUACGGAGAAUAGAAAUGAGAGGAAGCUGUUCAUUGGCCAGCUAUCGAAAAAACAUAAUGAGGAUGAUAUUCGCAAUUAUUUCGCCAAAUUUGGUCACAUUGAAGAAUGCACUGUGCUAAGGGAAGCUGAUGGAAAGAGCAGAGGAUGCGCGUUCGUUACGUAUACACUUCGCACGAGUGCAUUGGCAGCUAUCAAAGAUAUGCAUCACUCGACCACAAUGGAGGGUUGCUCUGCGCCGUUAGUGGUUAAAUUUGCCGACACUCAGAGAGAGAAGGAAGUGAAAAAGAUGCCUGCAUCAGCUGCUACAGGCAUUACACCCGCGGCGACGGGUUUGGCAUCUUUAGGGAGCCAAGCUGCUCUCUUGCAGCAGCUUUCUGGAGGUGGAAUCAACCUACAAGCCUUGAGCGCUCUGGCUGCGUUGUUCAAUCCUGGAGUUCAAGUUCAGCAGCAGAAUCUGUUAGGAAUGCUUGGCGGAGUGCUAUCGGCAUUGGGUAAGCUGACGGAAGGGGGUUCCGGUGCGGUAAAUACAACCGCAGCCGGUGCAGUAAGUGGCAACCCGACUGCUCUAAUGCAGAACGGGCACAGCGCUGCUGGCAAGGCACAGCUAGCGGCUUUUCUGCAUCAGACCCCGAUCCAAGCUCAGAAUUUCGAGUCAAUUGCCCAGCUCCAGCAAGCUCAGCUACAACAAGCACAGCUCGCGCAAGCUCAAGCAGCUCAGCAGCAACAGCUCCUAGCCAUGCAAGCUCAGGCACAACAAGCACAAGCAGCUGGUGUUCAAGUUGUUGCUGCUAAAGCUGCAUCCCCUGUUGGUACCGCGUUGUCCACGGCUGGUACCGGAUUCACGGCGCAACUUGCUGGAGCUACGGGAGCCACCGGAAUUGAUCCCUACCAGCAAGCUAUGCAGCAAUAUACGUUGAACGCUUUGGCAAAUCAGAUCAAUCAGAGUGCGCAGGUCUCUGUUCCUGCUGCCGGAAAUGGAGAUGUGAAAGGUCCUGAGGGAUCCAAUCUUUUCAUCUAUCAUUUGCCUCAGGACUUUGGAGAUUCCGACUUACAAACUACCUUUUCACCUUUUGGAACAGUAUUAUCUGCCAAAGUGUUCAUAGACAAAGUAACAAAUCUAUCGAAAUGCUUUGGAUUCGUUUCGUACGACAAUGCAGUUUCGGCACAAAAUGCUAUUGCCGCAAUGAAUGGCUUCCAAAUCGGAUCAAAGCGUUUGAAAGUGCAACUGAAAAAUGAGCGAAGCCAUCCGUAUCCGAAAGCAACGGCAUAGAACAUUCGUGAGGGAUGUAAGGUGGGAUUGUAAUGUCUAUGUGAUCCGCGUACCCAGACGCUAUGGCAGUGCUUCGCAGCUCUGCGCAGCUUAUGUGUAGAGCUGCGAUCCGCUGAAAUCUGCGCUGUGCACCUGGUCCCUCGUCUGGUCCGUACCUUACGUCCGUCACCGUUGCGUUACUUCGUGUCGCGUCGUUCACAACGAUGUACAACGCUACGAAUGCUCUCGCCUUUUUUUACUCUUACGUUUUGUCGUUCCACAUCUGUGUUGCUUCCAGCAGUUCAUCAACCCACGUCAGCACUAUCUGGCCAGCUGUUGCUACGGCAAUUGAGUUCGCUUUUUUU